CGAAGCUCUGACACCUGCCCCAACAAGCAUUGUUGGAAAAUUAUUUACAUAGUGGCGCAAACUCCCUUACUGCUUUGGAUAUAAAUCCAGGCAGGAGGAGGUAGCUCUAAGGCAAGAGAUCUAGGACUUCUAGCCCCAGAACUUUCAGCCGAAUACAUCUUUUCCAAAGGAGUGAAUUCAGGUCCUUGUAUCACUGGCAGCAGGGCGUGACCAUGGAGAAGCUGUUGUGUUUCUUGGUCUUGACCAGCCUCUCUCAUGCUUUUGGCCAGACAGACAUGUCGAGGAAGGCUUUUGUGUUUCCCAAAGAGUCGGAUACUUCCUAUGUAUCCCUCAAAGCACCGUUAACGAAGCCUCUCAAAGCCUUCACUGUGUGCCUCCACUUCUACACGGAACUGUCCUCGACCCGUGGGUACAGUAUUUUCUCGUAUGCCACCAAGAGACAAGACAAUGAGAUUCUCAUAUUUUGGUCUAAGGGUAUAGGAUACAGUUUUACAGUGGGUGGGUCUGAAAUAUUAUUCGAGGUUCCUGAAGUCACAGUAGCUCCAGUACACAUUUGUACAAGCUGGGAGUCCGCCUCAGGGAUCGUGGAGUUCUGGGUAGAUGGGAAGCCCAGGGUGAGGAAGAGUCUGAAGAAGGGAUACACUGUGGGGGCAGAAGCAAGCAUCAUCUUGGGGCAGGAGCAGGAUUCCUUCGGUGGGAACUUUGAAGAAAGCCAGUCCCUGGUGGGAGACAUUGGAAAUGUGAACAUGUGGGACUUUGUGCUGUCACCAGAUGAGAUUAACACCAUCUAUCUUGGCGGGCCCUUCAGUCCUAAUGUCCUGAACUGGCGGGCACUGAAGUAUGAAGUGCGAGGCGAAGUGUUCACCAAACCCCAGCUGUGGCCCUGAGGCCCAGCUGUGGGUCCUGAAGGUACCUCCCGGUUUUUUACACCGCAUGGGCCCCACGUCUCUGUCUCUGGUACCUCCCGCUUUUUUACACUGCAUGGUUCCCACGUCUCUGUCUCUGGGCCUUUGUUCCCCUAUAUGCAUUGCAGGCCUGCUCCACCCUCCUCAGCGCCUGAGAAUGGAGGUAAAGUGGUCUGGGAGCUCGUUAACUAUGCUGGGAAACUGUCCAAAAGAAUCAGAAUUUGAGGUGUUUUGUUUUCAUUUUUAUUUCCUUUUAAGUCGGACAGAUCUUGGAGAUAAUUUCUUACCUCACAUAGAUGAGAAAACUAACACCCAGAAAGGAGAAAUGAUGUUAUAAAAAACUCACAAGGCAAGAGCUGAGAAGGAAGCGCUGAUCUUCUAUUUAAUUCCCCACCCAUGACCCCCAGAAAGCAGGAAGGCAUUGCCCACAUUCACAGGGCUCUUCAGUCUCAGAAUCAGGACACUGGCCAGGUGUCUGGUUUGGGUCCAGAGUGCUCAUCAUCAUGCCAUAGAACUGCUGGGCCCAGGUCUUCUGAAAUGGGAGGCCCAGCAAUACCACGCAGUCCCUCCACUUUCUCAAAGCACACUGGAAAGGCCAUUAGAAUUGCCCCAGCAGAGCAGAUCUGCUUUUUUUCCAGAGCAAAAUGAAGCACUAGGUAUAAAUAUGUUGUUACUGCCAAGAACUUCAAUGACUGGUUUUUGUUUGCUAGCAGUGCUUUCUUAAUUUUAUGGCUCUUCUGGGAAAAUCCUCCCCUUUUCCACACGAACCUUGUGGGGCUGUGAAUUCUUUCUUCAUCCCCACAUUCCCAAUAUACCCAGGCCACAAGAGUGGACGUGAACCACAGGGUGUCCUGUCAGAGGAGCCCGUCUCCCAUCUCCCCAGCUCCCUAUCUGGAGGAUAGUUGGAUAGUUACGUGUUCCUAGCAGGACCAACUACAGUCUUCCCAAGGAUUGAGUUAUGGACUUUGGGAGUGAGACAUCUUCUUGCUGCUGGAUUUCCAAGCUGAGAGGACGUGAACCUGGGACCACCAGUAGCCAUCUUGUUUGCCACAUGGAGAGAGACUGUGAGGACAGAAGCCAAACUGGAAGUGGAGGAGCCAAGGGAUUGACAAACAACAGAGCCUUGACCAUGUGGAGUCUCUGAAUCAGCCUUGUCCGGAACCAGAUCUACACCUGGACUGUCCAGGUCUAUAAGCCAAUAAAGCCCCUGUUUACUUGA
Gorilla gorilla gorilla (western lowland gorilla) is the source of this 2124-nucleotide messenger RNA. It is a transcript of the gene CRP, whose product is annotated as C-reactive protein. The transcript is spliced from 2 exons. Gene Ontology annotation, molecular function: low-density lipoprotein particle binding; complement component C1q complex binding. Bases 213 to 887 code for a protein of 224 amino acids. Gene Ontology annotation, biological process: innate immune response. NCBI's taxonomy places the organism in Eukaryota, Metazoa, Chordata, Mammalia, Primates, Hominidae. The record is from RefSeq and is a predicted model, not a curated record.